This is a messenger RNA of Alosa alosa (allis shad), 1790 nucleotides long. Its product is annotated as tissue alpha-L-fucosidase-like. Gene Ontology annotation, biological process: glycoside catabolic process; fucose metabolic process. Lineage: Eukaryota; Metazoa; Chordata; Actinopteri; Clupeiformes; Clupeidae. The transcript has 8 exons. Gene Ontology annotation, cellular component: lysosome. The coding region runs from base 133 to 1485 and encodes 450 amino acids. The record is from RefSeq and is a predicted model, not a curated record. Gene Ontology annotation, molecular function: alpha-L-fucosidase activity.
CUGUUUUCAUGACCUGUCCCCAGUCAUAUGAUUGAUUCAGUCAUGUUAUGUCAAGGAAGGUCUGGUAACUGGCACUAACACCACCUUGCAGCUCCAUCAUUCUGUCGUUCAUCUUCGACCUUUUUCGAAAAGAUGAGUCGUUGUAUUUGGAUACUGAGCAUUUUGAGUUCAUGGCUGUGCAUGUCAGAAACUACAGCCCAGUACACUCCGGACUGGAAGAGUCUCGACUCAAGACCACUUCCUAAGUGGUACGAUGAGGCGAAAGUCGGGAUUUUCGUGCACUGGGGCGUAUUUUCAGUUCCAGGGUUCGGCAGCGAGUGGUUUUGGUGGAAUUGGCAAGGUGGGAAAGACCCUGCUCUUGUGUCUUUCAUGGAGAAGAACUAUCCUCCUGGAUUCACAUAUCCGGAUUUCGCUCCCGACUUUCGUGCAACAUUCUUCGACCCAAACGAAUGGGCUGCCCUCUUUGAGUCCGCAGGUGCAAAAUAUGUUGUGCUGACCACAAAACAUCAUGAGGGCUUCACAAACUGGGGAUCCCCGUUCUCUUGGAAUUGGAAUUCUGUUGACACAGGGCCACACAUGGACCUUACUGGGGAAUUGAUGGAUGCAAUUCGGAACAAGUCUCUUCACUAUGGUGUCUACAACUCCUUGUAUGAGUGGUUCAAUCCCAUGUACUUAAGUGACAAGAAGAAUGGCUUUAAAACUCAGGAGUUUCCCCACAACAAACUUCUGCCAGAGCUCUACAACCUUGUUGUAAGGUAUAAACCUGACUUGAUUUGGUCAGAUGGAGAUUGGGAGGCUCCAGACACUUACUGGAACUCCACUGAAUUCUUGGCCUGGCUCUACAAUGAAAGCCCAGUCAAGGAUGUUGUGGUAACUAAUGACCGAUGGGGCGCAGGGUGCGCAUGCAAGCAUGGAGGUUACUUCAACUGCGCCGACAAAUUCACCCCCGGAACGUUACCAACGCACAAAUGGGAGAAGUGCCAGUCGGUGGACACUCACUCCUGGGGCUACAGACGGAACAUGAGGCUGCAUGAGCUCAUGAACCUGCCAGCUAUCAUUCAGGACCUGGUUGAGACUGUGGCUCUAGGAGGGAACUACCUGCUAAAUGUGGGCCCCACUCCCGAUGGCAUGAUCCCUGCAGUGUUCCAGGACAGGCUCACGGGCAUGGGGGAAUGGCUGAAGGUCAACGGGGAGGCCAUUUACGCCAGCAAACCCUGGCGGGUACAGAACGAGACUGCCACCCUACCUGUGUGGUACACUUCUAAAGACUCCAGUGUGUAUGCCAUCAUUAUUGGGAAACCCACAGAGUACAUGUUCCAACUCACUACACCAAAGACUACAGACAAAAUGGUGGUGACUAUGUUGGGUGUCUCUGCUGUGCUUCGGUGGAGUCCUUCGCACCCCACCGGACUGACCGUACUCCUACCUGAAAUCCCUGACUCACCCGGCCGAGCCUGGACCCUGAAGCUGCAGGGGGCUUCAUGAGGUCCACACAAGCGGUGAAGGUGGCCGUCAAUUCUGUGGAAUUGAAUGUGGACUCCAAGGGAAUUUUAUAUGACGGGAGUUUUCUAAAAUCAUCUGCUCUUAAUGAUGGUUAAGGGCAGGCUGCUGCUGAUGACUCGUUAUGAUCCGACCUCGUCCAGCCUCAAUUAAAUCAGCUGUUUUUACUCUCUUUCUCUCUCUCUGUCUCUCUAUACAACAAAUAUAUGAUAUUCUGUUUGUACAGGAUGUUUUUGCACUGCACAUUUGAUUUUAUCCCUUUUUGUAAUAAACACAAUUUGCCAUUCUUA